Messenger RNA from Porites evermanni, 7572 nucleotides. Lineage: Eukaryota; Metazoa; Cnidaria; Anthozoa; Scleractinia; Poritidae. The record is from the annotation of a GenBank genome assembly.
AUGAAAAUAACAAACAGCAACAAACAUGGCGGCGAUGAGACUGCGGCUGAUAAUGUGAAGGUAAGUUUCUUUUUACGUUGAUUUCUGAUUUGUAUUUAAAUCAUUCGGUUUUGUGGAUAGUCAAUCACGACACAAAUUCUAUGAAAAUCAUUUCCAAACGCAUCAUUAGUCUCUCAUUUUGUGACAGUCAUUCAUUUAUCCUUGUGACGUACAGCUGAUGAUUUUGUUAUUUUCAACCUGCGUUUAAUAAUUUGUGAUUAUCGUUUUGUUUUCGACACUUUGCAAGAAAGAAAAAGCGUUUGAUUUGACUAUAGUUUAAAGUGGCCAUCGCUUUGGACCAUCGAUCCAACUAAGGUCGACCAUAAUCUGCUUUUGUAUUAUUUUUCGGCGGUGAAUGCUGUUUCUUAUUUGCAGGCUGUAAACAAGAAAUAAGCCGAUGUUUGUAAAUAAUGGAUCAAUACUUCGAUCUCUUUCUGGGUCUUUUUUAAGUGUAUAAGGACUUAACCUUUAAGCUCGUGACGCCAUUCAAUCAACAUUACCUUGGUGAUCACCAAAUGUUACAGCUCUCGUUCAGCGAAUAUUGUUGAAUAUCAAAUAAUGUUGAAUGCUAAAAAAAGACCAUUCAACGAUUUGAAUAUUGUUGAACGAGAAUAUAGAUGAUUUCUAGCCUAUUCAACAACAAUUUUCAACAACGGCUGAUCCUUUAAAAGUGUUUUUUUUUCUACUCGUUUAAUAACCUGCAACCAAGUUUUUGUAGAGCCAUAAAUGCAGCGUGAGACAAUGAUGAACCAUUGGUCAUUAAAUUUUCUUUUCAUUUUUUGUACCUCAUGUUUGUGAACCCCUGCUUCUAAGAUUAAAAUACUUGAUAAUUCAAAAUAAAUGUAAUAUAAUCUCAUUAACAUUUCCCAGCACUUUGCUUUCUUAAAAUGAUAUAGGAAGUCCUUAUUAGACACAUUAAACAGAGGCUUUUUUUGGAGGAGAAUUAUCUGUGCAGGCUAAAUCUCUUUUUAAGAAGCUGAAAACUUUUGAGUUCCUGUAAAAUAAUAAAAAUGAAGCAAUAUGGCAAGAUUUUAACUUUGGUUGGGUGGGUGAGUGGGUGGGGGAGGGGUGGUACUUCUGGGAAUUCUUGGUAGGGAUUUGCCAUCUGGUUCUCCAAAUCCUGACCCUAUUUCAGGCCCAAAAAAUGUCAUUUUCCACACCUAUUUUCAGACCCAGCCUGUAAAAUCCAUACCCAUUUUCAUACCUGGCUUCUACUAAGAUUAGAACACCACCAAAAAGAUUUCUUAAAAUCCAUUUUGAAUUCACAUAAAUUAUCAUUUUUUCCUUCUUAUUCAUUUGGAAUUGAAACAACAAAUACUUUCAUACACUCCUGUAGUUCCCACGAAAACCAUAUAAUUUAUUUGAUUCCAGAUCAAAAUGGGCAAAUUCUCUACCUGUUUUCAGCCCGAAAGGGCCCAAAAACCAUAAGCUUUGCAGUGGAACAUACAAAUAUGACUUAUAUAAGGGAGCACCCUCCCCCGCUUGAUCACACCAGUAAUGGAUAAUAAUGAUCAUCUGUUAUCUAGUAAAUUAAUUUUCCUGUACAUACUAUGCAUACAUUGCAGCGGAUGCAGACUAGCUUCAUCAUCUGUCAUGGGUCAGAGAUACACACUGUUCUUCACAGCUCGUGAAGGGCGUGAAGAUGACCUGCGAUGGGCCCUGUUUGACAGAAAAAUCUCUCCUGAUCUGCGUGAACCAGAUACCAAGCAGACAGCUUUGCAUCUGGCUGCUGCAAAAGGACGUCUGGGCUGUGUCAAACUGUUGAUUGAGGCUGGUGAGUAUUUAGCAUAGUUAUACUGAAUGUAUUUCCUCUCUGAACCCCAACUAAAAUUCAUCUUGAAUGGGAAGAUCUAAAAGAAUGGUUGUCUAGUAUGCAACCUUCCUUGAAGAGCCAGAGGCAAAUUCAUGUAGUAGGAACAAGGAAAAAUCUGAUCAGGCAAAUUGUUGACACAGAAAAGUAUACCUAGUAAUUUUUUUUGUCCACUUUCUGCCCCUGGGCCAAUAAGAAUAGGCAACCAACAAAAUAAAUUUGUGUUGUAAAACAGUAAGUUGAUUGUAAAUAAGCCUGCAAACAUUAAAUUUAAUACAUGGCGGUUUAUAAAAUUAAGGUGUUGUGAAAAAUUUACUUCUGUCCAAACUGCUUGGGCAUGUUGCCUGAGUACUGUACUCAUUGUGAGUUAGUGGAAACCCACCCUUUUUUCAAGAACCCACCACAGAAUUUGGGUAUGGUGAUGGUGAUCAAUUAAUGUCAGGACAUUGUCUUCGGCAGUAAAGUAGAUUCCGACUACCUGUGGGCACAUGAUUUCUGUUAGCACUGAGGCAACCCUUUGCUUUGCAUAACCAACGACCUCCUGCUACACUCAAAUUUCAAAAUGGCACCUUACAGGGGUGUUAACUCAAUGCCAUCUUGUCCCUGUACCUGAGCACUAGGGCAGCAAGUGAGAACAGCCCCUACAUAUUCGCUGCUAAAAGAAGCAUGAUUUACACUGGUUUAAUGAUGUACUAAUUGUAUAAUUUCACAGGAGCAAAACCCAAUGUACAGGAAAAGGAUGGUCUGACCCCUCUUCAUCUUGCUGUUUACCAUGGCCAUGCUAGCUGCGUCAAAUGUCUCAUUGAACAUGGAGCAGAUGUAAACAGCACAUCAAGGUGGUUAAUAUAACAUUUAUGACGUGGAGAAAAAAAGUGUGGUACUACAUGUAUGUGUGUCUGCCUGGGACUGGGGAAAUUUAAUUUACCUGACACAUUUUGAUUUUUGUCAAAUAGUUAAAUAAUUUAACUAUUUUAACUAUUUGUAGAUGUUUGACUUUUAGAGAAAUAAUUAUUAUUUCUUGAAAAGUCGGACAGCUAUAAAGGAGUGCCUAAAGCCAAACUUAUUCAGGGAAUGGUAAGAAUACACUCUGUUAAUUAAAACUAAUUAAGAUGGAUCAGUUUCUGGUUAAGUGAACAUCUAGGUUUAAACACAAAUACUUUUCACAAAGAGGGUGUUAAUAUUUUCGUGAAUAACAAUGUCAUUUAUGCUGAAGAGAGUGUUCUAUACCGUCAUUGUUUCUUAGACUCUGCUUGGUUUUCAGCUCUCAACGUGCUGUUAUACUAAGGGCUCUACCUUUUUUCAAAAUUGUCGCAAGUCUUAAUCAUACCACUUACAAGUAGGUUCACUUGAAUCUUAAAAAUGUUGUUGACUUGUGAACUUAAAGUUGAUACGUAUACUUGACAUUCAAGUUCAUAGCUGAGCAUUUCAAAAAUAAAUUGUUAUGUUUCUGAGUUAAAAUCAGGUAAAGCAUAAAUCAGGGGUGUUUCGUUAGGUCAAACUGUUGCCAUGGUGACUUGAAAGCUAAUAAAAAAUUACCACAACUGUUUCGUUAACAAUACAUUUUGCUGUCCUCUUUUUCCCUUCUGUUGUGCUGUAUAAGCUCACUGAUAUUACGUCAUUCAGGGCAGAUUCAGGGUCUGCAGUGUUAUUUGACUGCUCCCUUCUUUAUCAGGUUUGGCAGCACUCCACUUCAUCAAGCAGCGUACUUUGGUCACUUUGAUUGCGCCGCAGUGUUACUAGCAUCUGGAGCAUUAGCUAAUGUGGAGGAAGCCUGGGGCCAAACUCCACUGUUUUUAGCAUCACAGAGGGCUCACAGGUUUGUUAAAUAGUAUUAUUGAUGUGUAAGGUUUUCGUGAGUUCAAAGGUUCAGGCCUAGGGGGUAUUUUAGGAAUUUUUGGGUGUGGAUGUGCUGCUUCACUUAGGUUAGUAUGUGACGGGACAGGGUGAGAUGGGGCAGGGGUGGAUCUAGGGGGAGGGUGCAGGGGGUGCACACCCCCCCUCCCUGAAAUGACGUGCGGUUUUCUAAUACAACUGGUAUUCUGCAAAAAAAAAAAACUAUGUGGUUUAUUGGUGUUGAAGUAGAGCAAGAGACGAGUGCACCCCCUCCUACAAAAAAUCCCGGAUGCAUUUCAGGGCUGUCGUAAAGAGCCGGGAGCCAGGGAUUAUCCCCAACUACUGUGAAUGUGACCUCUGGCUAAUUUUAUUGGAAAAUAGAAGAAAAAUAGAACCAAAAGAAAUCCCUAGCAGUUUGAUUCCACGCCUACUUGUUGUAUGUACUCAGCAACUCAAAAUCUUAGUGACAACCCUGCAUUUACACCCCAUUCUGACUCAGUAGCCACACUUUGUUAUGGUAGGAUGCAUCACAGUAUACUAAACAAUAAUAAACAAUAAUUAAUUAUUACUCCAUGAGUGCUCUUUGGAUAUGAGAUGGUAGAUAGCCAACAAGGCCUAAAUCGCCGAGUUGGCUAUAAUCAUCUCAUACCCAACAAACGCGCGUGGAAUAAUAAUUGUUUUAUUAAAAAUGCCCAUAAAAUAUUGAGAAUACUUCCGACUUUAUUUGUAAAAACAACCAAUUUUCAGCUUGUUUUUAAUUUUGAGCAGACGCAUACAGAUACCAUAUUUGGAGAGCAUGGUAUAAUGGCUCAUAUACCAUGAUGGCUAAGCCAAUCAGAGCUCAAGAAUUGCAUCCAAUGAUUCAGUUUGUAAUAAGAGCUGAAAUAUUACAGUCCUCUCUGUAUUAAGACAGUUCAAGCAGCAAGGACUGGAUGGGUGUUGGCCAAGUUUACUAAGGUUUAGCCUGAUUCUCAGAUAUCUGAGGUUGAUCCCCCACCCACCCCCUUUGCUUCUCUCCCUCUCCCAGAAGUGACCUUGAACAAACAUCUGAGAAUCAGGCUCCCUGAGGUUAUCAAGCUGAACUGUUGUUCAGACAUUUGGCUAGUUGAGACCCCCAAGAGCAGUGCCCAAGGUAGAAGUGUCUGUUACGUGAGAGUUCAUAUCUUUGCGCAACCCAUAUCACAAAGAGAGACUUUUUAACUUUCUUCACUUUUUAUAUUUCAGUGAUGUUGCCAGGCUUUUGUUGCAAUAUUGUGCAUUUGUAAACCAGACUGACAGAGCUCAUUAUAAGACAGCUUUGCACGUGGCUUGUGAAGCCCAGAGUGUUGCUUGUGUGCAGUACCUACUUGAUGCAGGAGCAGAUCCUAAUGUUCAAGCAGAACAUGGCCGCACACCACUUCACUUAGGUUAGUAUGUGAGUGGAUAGGGUGGGAUGGGGAGCAUUUACACCCAGUUCUGACCCGUUGGUUAACCUUUGUCGAUCUCAAGGAAAGUUGAAUGAUGAUGGUGAUGAUAAGGUGAUGAUCAGAUAAAGAGCCUACAUAACAUGAAAAUGAAGACAUGAUCAUCGCAGUGAACGCAAUUAUGCAAUUGCGUAAAGAAGCCUGAAAAAAAAAAAUUCAGGACUUCAAUGGGGUUUGAACCCGUGACCCCGCGAUACCGGUGCGAUGCUCUACCAACUGAGCUAUGAAGCCACUGAUGUUGGGAGCAGGGCUGAAUUGGUCUAAUGUGUAUAGCUACCCCUAUACAGAGAAAUAAAGAAACAGAUUAGGCUCCAAGGGGGAUCAUUUCAUCUCUCUGCCAUUUUGUCUUUUUGUUGAACCGAAGACGAAGCCCAUUUUCAGACUGGCUUUGCCACAGGCAGCCCAAUAAUUAUUAUUAUGUGCUUAACAGAACGCAGCGGUUGUAUAUCUUUUUUUGUUGCUCUUUAUUAAAGUUCUCAGGGGAGAAGAGUCAGGGCCUUUAACACAACUUCUCCUUGAGUAUGGAGCACGAUGUGACAUCAUGGAUGACAAUGGUAAUUCGGCAGAGACUGUUGUUCAGUCGUUAAUGACGAGAUAUGGAAACACUUCAAAUGUGGAGCUGUGUAGGUCUUAUCAACGGCUGUUAGAGCUGCUCUGGGAAAGUCAAGGUGAGAUUUCACUCAAAGAAAGACCUUUUUGUGAUAAUUGAUUUAGAUAUAAUUAUAUGGCCAAUUUUUUUUGUGUUUAUGAGUUUAGGCCAAUAUCUAGCUAUCUUGACCAAAAACAGCUUGGUGAAUAAAGGAUUUAUUGUAAAUUGUAAUUGUCAUUUGUUUACCCAUGGAUCACUAAGAAGUUCAUAAGAACUCGUUGAAACGUGUCCGCAUGUUCCAUAUUGAAUUGGAAUUUGAAAGUGUUAGCUUUUAAGGAGAGGGGAAAAAUAGAGUACCCGGAGCAAGGGAGAGAACCAACAACAAACUCAACCCACAUAUGGCGUCGCCGCCAGGAUCCGAACCCGGGCCACAUUGGUCGGAAGCGAGUGCUCUUACCACUGCCGCCACCCUUGCUUUAUUAACCCAUUAAGUCCCAAAAGUGACCAACAUUAAUUUUCUCCUAACAAUAUCCAAACAUUGUCAAGAGAUUGGGUUAUGAGAAUUAAUAAAAUGAUCACCUAAGAGAAAAUGCUUUGAUCUUUUAUCAAAUUCUCUCAACUCAUUCUUUAAGGAAAUGUAUAGAGAUCAGUUUGGAGAAUUUGUAUGUGGAUAUUGGGAGAAUUUCCCAAUUACCGGUUUGUCUCUCUACCCAGGUAGACGAGCCCAUCGGUUAUUCUUGUGUCCUAAGUGAAGAGAACGGAGGAGUGCCUAAGUCGAAAUACUGUUACGUCUUAUGACAACGAGAUAUAUUAGUUCUUUGGGGUUCUCUAAGCUAAUAAAGAUGACUGGCAUGAAUUUAAAAGAGUUAGCAAAUGUCUUUCUUGUUUUUUUCUUUCUUUACUCAGCACUCAUUGUGCAAAUCCCGCUUUUCCAGCUCUUCCUGUGAGCUUGGUUUGUUAUAUUUUCCUGCCAUUAUAUUAAAUUCCCUCCAAGUACCUACAUGUGUUUCGUAAAAUUUCGGUUUGUUGUCAUAUUUUUUUAACAUAAAUAAUUUCUAUUUCAUUAUUUUGCAGUGAAGCCUAAAAGCUUGAAACGCCUCUGUCGUCUUGCAAUCCGCAAGAUGCUCUCACCAUGCUCUCUGGAGUUUGUAAAUUCUCUAAGCAUUCCUUUUUGCCUCAAAAUGUAUAUUCUUCACAUAGUGGAAACAGGACGGUGGCAAAAAUGAUAAUUCAUGACAAAUCAUUAUAAUAUUAUUGUACAGUCAAAUAAUAUUUAUUCACUGGGCAUAAUACUUAAGUUCUCUCUGGAUCUAUAAAAUAUAUUGCUAAGCUAGCCUAUGUGUACAUUACCUUCAGCUCUUAAUAUUGCAGUUAAUUUUUUAUUUUAGCUAGAUUUUGUUUUUCUUUUGUUUUUGGGGUAUGUUAAUGUAUGCUAAUGAAGUUAAAGCAAAAGAAAAAUAAAAAUUACCUGAGAUAAAAAAAAACAACAACAACAAAGCACAACUGCAUCAAUGUAAGAAACUGAAAAAGUGAAUUGGCACAAGCUUCUAAAGAAUAGUCAACUAUCAUCACUUUUGUUUUCUCUUCCUUGAAAAUCAGCAAGUGAUCUAUGCUGUUUGAAAACAGGCACUCUGUCUCAGAACUGUCUGAUAUAGCCUGUGAGCUAUAUCUGACAUUUAAUGGAAACCCUAAAAGAUUUGUUUGUCAAAACGGAAGAAUGAACCUGAAAAGGGGUUAAGGAUAGUUUCAUAGCAUUGAGAUUAACAUGGAUAAUAAACUAGAAACGUGAAAAAUGUAGGCUAAAUGUGUUGAUGGUGCUGAAACUGUGAUGAAGUUUA